This is a messenger RNA of Polychytrium aggregatum, 1304 nucleotides long. RefSeq names its product NADP-dependent oxidoreductase domain-containing protein. The record is from RefSeq and is a predicted model, not a curated record. The transcript is spliced from 12 exons. Lineage: Eukaryota; Fungi; Chytridiomycota; Chytridiomycetes; Polychytriales. Bases 69 to 1055 code for a protein of 328 amino acids.
GCGCAGAUCUGCUCGUUCAGCCUCCCCGCUCUCCAACCUUCUGUUCGUCCGCCACCGUCAUCCCCACCAUGGCUUCUGAAGUCCCCAAGAUGGAAUACCGCCACCUCGGCAACUCGGGUCUGAAGGUCUCCGUGCUCUCGCUCGGUGGCUGGCUCACCUAUGGUGGCUCGGUCCAGGAAGAGGCCGCCCUCGAAUGCAUGCGAGUUGCCUACGAGAACGGCGUCAACUUCUUUGACAACGCUGAGGCGUAUGCCUCUGGCAAGUCCGAGGAGCUCUUUGGCAAGGCUUUCCAAAAGUUUGGCUGGGAUCGCUCGACCUACAUCGUCAGCACCAAGAUCUUCUGGGGUGGCGAAGGUGUCAACCAGCGUGGUCUGAGCCGCAAGCACAUCAUCGAGGGCACCAACGCUGCUCUCAAGCGCCUCGGCCUGGACUAUGUCGACCUGAUCUUUGCCCAUCGCCCGGACACCUCAACUCCCAUGGAGGAAGUCGUUCGUGCCUUCAACUGGGUCAUCGACCAAGGCAAGGCUUUCUACUGGGGCACCUCGGAGUGGUCUGCUGAGCAGAUCACCGAUGCCCAUCGUAUUGCCGAGAAGCUCGGUCUGAUCGGUCCUCUGAUGGAGCAGCCUCAGUACCACAUGUUCCACCGCGAGAGAUUCGAGGUCGAGUACGCUCCUCUCUAUCAGAAGUACGGUCUGGGCACCACCAUCUGGUCCCCUCUUGCCUCGGGCAUCCUCACGGGCAAGUACAGCAAGGGCGUCCCCGAGGACUCGCGCCUCAACCUCCAGACUGAAAUGGGCAAGUACCUCCGCAACGAGUACUUGGAAUCCGAAAAGGGCCGCCAGAACAUCCAAAAGGCGAUCAGCCUUGAGCCCAUUGCCAAGAAGAUCGGUGCCUCGCUCAGCCAGCUUGCCAUCGCCUGGUGCAUCAAAAACUCCAACGUUUCUACUGUCAUCAUGGGCGCCAGCAAGUUUGUGCCUCUCUUGACCGACGAGAUUAUUGCCGAGAUCGAAGCUGUGCUUGACAACAAGCCCAAGCCCACUCCCAACCUCCGCUAAUGGGCCGCACUUUCUCGCCCAAACACCUCCGACUCGGUGCGAGGGUGCUGCCUCGGUUGUCAUCCAGCCACGGUGUACUUUCGGGAGGUGCUCUGGCAGCGCUGCUGAUUUCCGAGUAUCUUCUCCCCUCCCUGUCCGCGAGCUCUUGGCCAGAUAUCCAGCCAGGAAGUAGCUAGCUCGCGUGUACUCUCCGUCGGUAUCGCAAUAUACUCAGCGCCGUCCAUGGGAACGGUGUGUCGUAUAGCAGCA